AUGCUCGCCUUGCUCGCCUUGCUCGCCCUCGCUCUGCCCCAGCCCUUCGAGGCGGCGGAGGAGAAGGAGGCGGCGCGGCACGCCGAGGAGCUGCUGGCGGAGGUCGAGGCGGAGAAGCGCGCCAAGGGGAAGAAGGGCAAGAAGAAGAAGAAGAAGGGCGGCGGGGCGGGCGCAGCUGCUGGGCCGUCGCAGGAGCCCGAGGAGGUUGCCGAGGCGCCGUCGGAGGCAGACGCAGCCGAGGCGGCGAAGAAGGCCGAGGAGGUGAGGAUCCUCCUGCUUCUCGAGACGCUCACCGAGGAGAGGAUCCGGUUCGGCAUCACGGCGGAGAGCCAGGCCGCGGCGUCGGCCGAGGUGGCCGAGGCGUCACGCUUGGCCGAGGAGGCGGAGGAGGCGGAGGAGGAGGCGGAGGAGGAGGAGGAGGCCGAGACAGCGGCCGUGGCGGCGCUGGCUGUGGCCAAGGCUGUACGGGCGGAGUCCAGGGCGGCGGAGGAGGCGGCCAGGGCGGCGAUGGACGAGGUCGUGGCGGCGCUGGAGGAGGCUAAGGGCUGCGACCGCAACGCGACCAUCAAGAAUGUCAUCGGUAUCGUCGACAUCUUUGGCUUCGAGAUCUUCGAGAAGAACUCGAUGGAGCAGCUGUGCAUCAACUUUGCCAACGAGAAGCUGCAGGCGCUCUUCACCAAGACCGUCUUCGCCGAGACCAUGAAGGCGUACAAGGAGGAGGGCAUCGACGUGGCAGACAUCACGUACAGCGACAACGCCAACCUCAUCAAGACGUUCGAGACGCCAAAGACGGGCCUCUUCGGCCUCCUCACCGAGGAGUGCAUCCUGCCAAAGGGCACGGACGAGGGCUUCACCGAGAAGGUGAUGGCGACGCACGGCAAGGGCGGCAUCAUCUUCCGGAUGAAGGGCGUCGGCCCAAAGGAGGGCUUCGGCCUCAACCACUUUGCCGGUCAGGUCAACUACGGCACCAAGGCCUGGCUCGACAAGAACCGCGACCCGAUGAGCGGCGACCUGGUCCAGCUGAUGCUCUCCGCGGACAACAAGCUCCUCAAGGAGCUCUUCACGGAGAAGCAGGAGGCCGACGCGGGCGGCGGCGGCGGCAAGAAGAAGUCGCCAAAGUUCAAGGGCGUGAUGGACACCUUCACGGCGCAGCUCAACGACCUCAACGGCACGCUCGAGAAGUGCGCGCUCCACUUUGUCCGCUGCUUCAAGACCAACGACCAGAAGAAGAAGGAGUUCAACGAGGACGAGGUGGUGAUGCGGCAGCUGCAGACGUCCGGCGUGCUAGACGCGCUCCGCGUGUCGCGCGAGGGCUACCCCGACCGGAUGAUCUUCGAGACCUUCAGCUCGCAGUACAUCGCGGUGCCCGGCCUCAAGACGGCCGCAGAGCUCGCCCCCAAGCCGCCCAAGGAGCGGGUCGACACGCUGCUCGAGCGGCUCGAGGUGCCCAAGGAGAAGUAUCGCUCCGGCAAGACGCGCGUCUUCUUUGCCGCCGGCGUGCUCGACGGGCUCCGCGCGAAGCGGACCGCGAUGCAGGCCAAGAUCGCCACCGAGAUCCAGCGGGUGGGCCGCGGCCUCGUCGCCCGCGCAAAGGCGCGCGAGCUGCGCAAGAUCCGCGAGGCGGCGCUGCAGGCGAUGGUCGCCGCGACACCGGGGGAGGACAUCGAGGCGCUGCGCACGGCCAUCAAGGGCGCCAAGGACGCCGGCCUCCCGAACUAUCCCGCUGGCAAGGCCAAGUUCGACGAGGCGGAGAAGCGGCUCGCCACGCUCGAGGCGGAGCUCAAGGCGCGCAAGGAGGCGGAGGCGGCGCUCGAGGCGGCCGUCGCCGGGACGGACAUCCCGGCGCUCGAGGCGGCGCUCAAGAAGGCGGUCGACUGCAAGUCGGACAACAAGCCGCUGAUCGAGCGCGGCGAGAAGCGCGAGGAGGCGAAGCGGUCCAAGGCGAGCACGCUCGAGUCGGGCGCCUUUGUCGGCAAGGUCCGCUCCGACAAGAAGUCGCUCGACUACACCCUGUACGACGACGGCACCUCGCCCGACGGAAAGGACAAGGGCGGCACCUCGGUGCUGCGCCACGAGCUGCUGCACAUAAACUUUUCGAACUCGCUGCGCAACCGCGACCCAGGCGCCAUGACGGUGGUCCUGCCCGAGGUGGACAGCGACGGCAGCUUCGAGAGCGUGCAGCCGAGGCAUCACACGGAGGGGCUCGAGGCGCUGCUCAAGCGCGGCGAGAAGGGCGGGCUGCUCGAGCUCAAGAACCGGCAGCCAAAGUGGAACGCGUCGAGCAACAUGUACGUCCUCGACUUCCACGGCCGCGCCUCGCUCCCCUCGUGCAGAAACGCCAAGGAGAGCGACGUCUGCUUCCUGAUGGGCAAGGUGGAGGAGAACCGCUUCAACAUCGACUUCAAGGCGCCCUUCUCGGCCAUGCAGGCGUUUGCGACCGCGAUCAUCAUCUUUGACAACAGCUCCGGCGCCUUUUGA
Molecule: messenger RNA, 2478 nt
Organism: Emiliania huxleyi CCMP1516
Lineage: Eukaryota; Haptophyta; Isochrysidales; Noelaerhabdaceae
Exons: 5
Coding region: 1-2478 (825 amino acids)
Biological process (GO): vesicle transport along actin filament; actin filament organization
Cellular component (GO): myosin complex; actin cytoskeleton; vesicle
Molecular function (GO): actin filament binding; ATP binding; microfilament motor activity
Source: RefSeq, a predicted model, not a curated record